This is a messenger RNA of Parastagonospora nodorum SN15, 6069 nucleotides long. RefSeq lists its product as hypothetical. The record is from RefSeq and is a predicted model, not a curated record. The transcript has 7 exons. Gene Ontology annotation, molecular function: polyubiquitin modification-dependent protein binding. NCBI's taxonomy places the organism in Eukaryota, Fungi, Ascomycota, Dothideomycetes, Pleosporales, Phaeosphaeriaceae. Gene Ontology annotation, cellular component: proteasome regulatory particle, base subcomplex; nucleus; cytosol. Gene Ontology annotation, biological process: proteasome-mediated ubiquitin-dependent protein catabolic process. The coding region runs from base 1 to 6069 and encodes 2022 amino acids.
AUGCGCGAGAUGACGAUGGCGCUCACUCGCGACUGCAACGCCGAACUCACGCGACAGUUCCGACUCACCUGUGGAGGUUCAAAGUGUGGCUUCUACCUGUACCGCAUCCUUGGGCAUCCGCAAGCUGUCGCGAUGGAGACUCCGGCAGCCCUCAGCAACAGCAGCUCGUACUUCCCAUCGCCGGCCGACCUCCUCAUGGUCUUCCCUCGUCUCCUCUCCAAGGCGAGUUCGCUUAGCGACCUGGUGUGGUCUGGAGGGAGUGUCAUUGCGGAGCCUACCAAGGCCAACAUGACAAACACCACAGCUGCGAUAACGGCAGGGAAGUUCAUACAGGAAUCUGCAGCUGCUGCGGCUUCGGGUUCUGUAGCUUCUCCGGAAGAAAUCGGCAUCUUCCAGGCGCUGAAGAAUAUGGCCAGCUUCUUCAGCUACAUAACCAGCAAAUGGGCAAUAGCGACGUUUGCUACAACCUUUCCAGGAUGGUCCGAAGUGCAAUAUGGCGCCGCCGGAAGACAGCUCGAUACCGACUUUGCUGGUGAGGGAGGCUAUCUAUGGCAAGCGUCAUCCAAGGUUCUCUUCUGGGAAUCCAUCGAGGACUCCUGCAGGGCAGCCAACAUGCUUCCCAGUGAUGAAGAGUCAACGCGGCCAUCCGGCUCGCUUGCCAUCCUAUGGCCUUUGUUUCUUUCACUCGGCAUUAGCCACUUCGUGGAAACUCUCUCCUGUGCUCUCCAGGGUCGCCAACCCGUGCAAGAGGCUGGCAUGACCAUCUUUGAGCACUCGCUCGCUUUUGCUGAAGCUGAGGCUGUUGUGACGAAGCCUUUAGCUAUCGACACGACACGAUUCUUCAAGCCCAAGCAGAUGUGGACACCAAACGGGUCAUCCUUCAUGAUGCCUCGGUCCAGUUUGAACAAGAUCGUCAACGUUCCACCUGAAGUUUUGAUCAUUUCGCUCAUUUCCAGUAUCAGCCAUUUCACCAGCAACGCUCUUGCAAUCGCGGGCGUGAGGUCCAGAUACAGGCUCGUCACCACGACCAUCUGGGGUCUGGCUUACAUGGCCACAUUCUCCUGGAGCUUCGUCAAGCUCACAAGCCGGAUUGCUGAUCCCAACCAGUCACCAGUGGUAGGCUUCAUUCCACAUCUUCUGAUUCUCGCUGGCAUCUUUACGUGUGGCUUGAUCUACCUUUUGGCCCUCUUCAUUACGGUCUUAUCUCCGCCACCAGGCCAGCCAGCGUCGUUGACUCUACGGGAAAGAUUCACCGUUGCUUACAACAACCUUCAUGCCAACAUUCAUCUAUCAGCAACCGCGCCUCUGACCAUCAAUUGGCAUGAGGACUUUUACACGGCAAUCCUAAAGGUUGGCUUCACAGUGUUGACAGCAGCUAGCGAAGCAGUUUUCCUGAAUGAGGGCACUAAAGUACAUGUUCAUCCAAUGACAUGGAUUGAGAAGAAGAGACUAGAAGAUAUUGUGACCCGUCGCAGGAAAUUCCGCCAAAGCCUGACCAACAUCCCCCCACAAUUGCGAAGCGGCACCUUGGCUGCAGGCGUCGAAGUGGUAGAUGGCAUCGAUGGAGACACACCAAAUCAGAGUGCAACAUCUGGCUAUGCCACUGAACGCAAGACACGCGGCGCGAAGAGCGCAGCGGACGCCACCAGGACGACCGGUCACCGCGACCCUGCAGGUCUUGCACAGCGCAGGAACCGUUUCUUCUUGACUUUCCGCUUCUUCCGAAGCAUAUUUAUGCUCAUUGCAGCGAUCCAUGCUCGCUUCACGUUAUCGCUACUCGAAAAGCUCCGGAUAGCCUACCGACCACGGUGGAUGAGGCGUCUGGCCGGACCUCAGGAGAUGGACAAGAUGCGGCCUGCGGAUAUGCGUGGGGGUUCAUACAUGGUGCCAUCCGCAGACGAAUCGUGGCUGACUCUUGACGACCGCAGUCGGUUCCGUCCUGAUAGCAGUUUCGAUGUCGAGACAUUUGCCAAAGAGAGGCUGCGUCAGAGCGGCUUUUAUGCUGAGCCCGAUACUGAGGUUGCGGAGGAGCGGCUGGACGACUACCUAUAUUCAUGGUGGCGCAAUGGAGGUCGAUGGGGUGACGUUGAUAGCAGCACUGACUACAUGCCGCCCCAGGAUGAUGAUACUACAAGCGUUGUUUCUUUCGCGACGGAAACAGACAACAGCGAAUGGUCGGAUGAGGAGGAUGGACAACGCACACCCACACGCGAGACUUACCAGCGUAGUCGGGAAGCUACGCCAUCAUCAGAUCAUACGAUGGAUCUCGCCCGGCUCUCGCAUCUGCUUGACCCAAAGACGAGCGAAGACCGCGAGGAGGCCAGGCUGUUGGCACGUCAUCUUGAAAGUUCCAAGAUCUUGACACGGUCACAGUACAGGCAGAUGCGCGAACGCGAUGAGGCCAAGAUCUUGACCACAUCACGGUACAAGAUGAGCGGCACAAUGAAGAUGUCACCCGAAGAGGAGGAGCAGCUCCUCGAGGACUUCAUCCUGAACAAACGAUCGGCUAUGCCAUUACCAGGACAGAGCAAUGCAGGCAGCUGGGAUACUGGGGCGGAGGGCAUGGGUGCUGAAGGGCCCCAAUGCGUGGUCUGUCAGCUGUCGCCAAGGACGGUCCUUGUUUGGCCGUUUGUGCUGGGCAAUGCUGCAUGUGAUGGAUGCAAACUGGUGGAGUGGGCCCAUGAAGCUGUGCGUCUACCAGUAGACAAUCGCGCCUGCCCCACGCUUAGUAGUCAGGACGCAGUAGUGCACCUGCAGUUCGCCAUCGUCAUCACGCUUGCGUGCGAAGUAGUCCCGCCAAGCUUGGCAACGAAAACGAAGGCGACGCGACGCGAUCGAGCGCUCACCAGCAGCGACGGAAACGCGGUGGAGACUUUCGGACUGAGGGCCAACGAGGCAUCGACGCCCCCGCCGAGGAAUCGAAUCAGCGAAUAUGAGAAUGCGCGCGUGAAGACGCCCAAGAAGCCUUCUGAAGGGCCCCUGUUCGAGGUCAUCAAGAGCAACAGGAGGCCCGACGAUAAGAGCUCCCCUAUCGCGAAGCUGCCGAAUGAGGUCCUGAUCCAUGCAAUUGCCCAUCUUUCGCCCAACGACCUCGCCGCCGUGUCCCUCGUGUCGCGCCGCUUCAACGACCUGGUCACCACCCCUCACGCAUGGCAGGUUGCAUUCGGCCGCUACUUCCCCGGUCCGCUCGCGCUUGAAGACGCGGAAAUCCGCGCUGCUUUGGAAAACACGGGCGAUGUGGUGCGCUCGGAAAAGAGGAGGUUCACGAGGCUCACAGCGUUGGCAUCAUGGAGGAGCGAGUACAUUCUGCGCACGAGGUUGCUGAGAUCCAUGGCUCGUGGCAAGCCUGUGCAGUUACCCGCAAUGCCCUCACGCGCCGGACAAACGCAAACUGCUACACCCUUCCUUGAGUACAACGCCCAGACCUUUACUAUCAUCAACCAUCUCCAUGCUACUUUCGGAUCGGGUCUCAAUAAACGCAUGCCACGCUUCAUCCAUGGCGCAGACGAUGUUGGCAUGGUCACGAGCAGCGACCCGACAACCGGCAAAGUAGAUCCAUGGGGUCAAAGUGAUCCUAAUUUCUACGGCCAAUUCUCCGAGCGAUUCCCUGGCGUUGCCGAAUGGGGCCUCGGCUCUGGUCACGUCGUUGGUCGUCCCAAUGUUAUGGAUGUGUCUCAACCAUACGGCAUGAUCUACGGCCAAGGCUGUCCAGAGGGGUCCUGCUAUUAUCGUUGCAUUGAGGAAAUGCGUGGGCGUUUCAUUGCAGAACCCACCGAGCUAGCAUUACCGGAAGCUGGUAUACCUAAGCUUGGUGUCGAUGGCGGUGCCAUCUGUAGCGUGUGGAUAGCCAAGUCGAACACGAUACCUACGCUGUCCGAGGGCGUGAUUGGCAUGAUGAUGGGUUCCGCUGCCGGUGUCGUAUCCGCUUGCAGCCUUGGAACAGACGGGCUCCGUGCAACCCGGUUACAGCGCGGUGAGCUUACGGCCCGCUGGGUGCUUAGCCCGGGCGUACCCAUUAUUGCAAUUGUCGUGGACGAAAACUAUUCGCUGAAGCGACAAGCGCAGAACCGCAUCUGGGCUGUCGCACUCAACGCCCUUGGAGAGUUGUUCUAUCUCACCAAGUUCCCCACCCGCAAUUUGACCGUCAAAGGAGAUAUUGAGGAGCACACCGAAUAUCUCGCAUGGCUUACUGGUCGGAGUGUCUACUGGAACAUCGUCGAACCUAGUAGACGCGUUGCACGACCGGACCCGUACAGUGAUGCUGAGAUUGACGGCAGCUACUCGCCCCGUACAUCAUGGGACGGCAUGUGCUUGAGCAAAGAGCAGACCAUGGCAGAGACCAGGGAGAUUCAACAAUACAUCCGCAGAGAGCCAAAAGACUUCCGAAAAGCGUGCUUGGGAUGGGACAUGCGUCGUCGGCUUGAGGUCGACUUUUCAGGUGACGAUGGCAAUUAUGCAGGUGAAGCCAUGGUGGUCUUCGAAUGUGGGCUCGAUGAAGGUCAGGUCGCGGACAUCAAUCGUUUCACUCGGGUCAAGACCAAUGAGAAAGAAAAGAGCACCACUACUUCGACCCGCAUCACAACGCCCCAGUCCACUCAGCCUACCUCUUUGUUUGGAGGCUCUGGCUCUGGUACGCCCGAUGUUGCAGAGACAUCUCAACGCAUUCGUCGUUCGUCAUACAUGUCGGUCUCAAGCUCACCGGAGCGAGACAACCUUGUUGAGGAGUGGCGUUCUUCAAAGCUUACUUUUGGUGGCUUCAAGAACACUCAGCUAACUUGCACAACCCUGGACAUCUCAACGUUUGCAGUUCUCACAAUGUCAGAAGAUCCGGCUCUAGGAUUCUCGAGUCCUUCGAAUGCUUCCUCGCCAUAUGCCUCGCCUAUGUCUGUCGCUAGUCAGCCAGCCUCACCUUCUGACAUACCUGGCCAACGCGCACGCUUCGUCGCGGCAGGCACGAAGACUGGCGUAGUCUUAGUUUGGGAUGUGCGUGCUCCUGUAUCGCGCUCUUCAGAGUUCCCCAACACAAUCGAGCCUAUCAGGAUUAUCUACACUGAGUCGCCUGAGAUCUCUUGCUUGGCCAUGUCUGCUCUCCAUCUCAUCGUUGGAGGCAACGAUGGCAUCGUCCAGGCUUGGGAUCCACUUGCUUCGAGCAUGACACCCGUGCGGACAUUGCAUUCGCGAUUCAAGUCGCGCGCUCGAAGGCAGAUCGCGCAAGCUCAAGCCUCAAUACAGGGAGUCGGGAUCAACAUGUUCGCCGCCGGCGCGAUUUGCCUUGACCCCGAUCCGACUGUGCUGCGUGGUGCGGUAUCUCUUGGCAACGUGCUACACUACUGGAGCUACAGUUCUUCGGCAGCCGACCAGCACAAGAGCAGCAAGCGCAGGCUUCGACGACCGGAACGCGGAAGCAACAACACUCCCGAGCGCUUCUCUGGCACUGGUCGGGUCAACUUGAAAAAUUACAUCUCUAACGAGAAGUAUGAGUUGGAGCGUGACAAGCACGAGCGUCGCAAGCAGGCUGAGCGCUUGGCUGGACGCUUCGGAACUGAGCUCCUAGAUGAGGAAGAGGCUCUAGCUUACGCUGCCAUGUUAUCUCAGGAGGCUCUCGAGGCUGAAGAGAAGAAGCGCCGUGAGAGUCAGAGCACUAGUACCACGGGUGACGAAACUGUCACGCCCGAGUCCAGUGUACUUGGACAGUCGUCUUCGCCAACUUUGAAAGGUGACGAUGAGCUCGAUGCGGACAUUGCCGAAGCCAUCCGUCUCUCUCUGAACGACAAUCCCGGACCUGUCUAUAACGAGCGCAGCUCAACGCCACCUUCUGCCUUCGAUAUCCCGAUCAAAUACGCCAAAGGCAAGAAAACAUCUUCGCCACGAUCAAAGGCUAGCCCGUCAACAAAGGGCAAGGCUGUUGCGGGCUCAAGCAAUGAUAGUGAGCUUUCCGAUCUAGAAUUUGCGAUGCAGCUGUCCCUCGCAGAAGAGGCGAGCCGCAAGGAAGCCGAAGCCAGCGCGGAUGAUCAAUUUCCUCCAUUGAGUCCCGUAGCUGGUGUCAAGGGCAAAGGCAGGAUGCUUUAG